Molecule: messenger RNA, 2447 nt
Organism: Amphimedon queenslandica
Lineage: Eukaryota; Metazoa; Porifera; Demospongiae; Haplosclerida; Niphatidae
Product: X-ray repair cross-complementing protein 5-like
Exons: 22
Coding region: 39-2279 (746 amino acids)
Biological process (GO): telomere maintenance; double-strand break repair via nonhomologous end joining; DNA recombination
Cellular component (GO): nucleus; Ku70:Ku80 complex
Molecular function (GO): damaged DNA binding; telomeric repeat DNA binding; double-stranded DNA binding
Source: RefSeq, a predicted model, not a curated record
UACUCAGUAUUCUAAAAAAUUCCCGGGGUUUUUUCAAGAUGGCAGGAGCGUUAAAAGAUUUUAUAAUUCUGUUGAUUGAUGUGGGACCAGAAAUGGGAGAUGUUCCACUAAGUGUGGGCGGGGCUGGAGGUGAUGACCACACCCACUUAGAAUCCGCACUAAAAAUAGCUCAACAAAUUGUUUUUCAAAAAAUAUUUUCUGGUAGCAAAGAUGAAGUGGGUGUGGUUUUAUUUGGUACUGCCGAUACUGACAAUCACUUGUCAGCUGACGGAGGGUAUCAAAACAUUAGCUCAGUUUGGGACGUGACUACACCCACCACCGAACUAGCUAAAUAUUUAAAAGAAAAAGUUAAGUGUGGACCUGCUCCUGCAGACUUUAUUGAUGCCAUUGUGGUGGCUAUUGAUAUACUAGUUAAGGUCACCAGUAAUAAGAAGAAGGUUGGUGAGAAGAAGAUAUAUUUAUUUACAGAUGCUAGCAGUGGUUGCUCUGACGAUCAAAUCAAGGAAAUCAUAGAAGGACUCAAGUCAAAAAAUAUUGAUCUUGUCAUAAUUGGUCCUACUUUGCCUAAUAGCGAAACGGAGGAUGACAGGAAUGAUGAUAAUGAUGAUUCUGUUCCUGGUCCCUCUCAUGGCCGCCGCCCCCCAGCCCCUCAUUAUAAGAAGACACCAGCUCAAGAAGAAGGAGAACGUGUUCUGUCCCUCCUAGUUAGUGAGGGUGCUGGUCGUUCCUUCAGUUUCCACGAUGCUAUGAACAUUUCAAGUUUCAUAAGUAAAAAUGCCAAGAAGCAGACGACACGUUUUGCCGGUGUCCUUGAGAUUGGGCCUCAAUUGAAAAUACCGUGCAAGAUUUUUACAAAAUCAAUGCAUGAGAGGCCUGCUACUUGGAAGAAGCUGUCAGCCAUUAGUCAGUCCUCAGCUAAUCCAGGGACAAUGGCUAUUAAUUUGGAGAGGAGCUACCACUUACAGGAUGAAGAUGAAACUGAAGUGGACCUCUCUGAUACUAUUAAAGGUUACCGGUAUGGUAGGAGUCUCAUUCCGGUUUCAUCAGAAGACGACGAUAAUAUGAAACUAUCGGCUAGCAAGUGUCUCUCGUUACUGGGAUUCACAUCAAGAAACAAAGUUCGGCAGGAGUUAUUGGUAGGUUCUUCAGUUCAAGUCCUAAUUGCUAACCCGGACAGUGAACCCUCUGCUGUCUCCCUCUCGGCCAUUAUCCGUGCUCUUUAUGAAAUGGACAUGGCCGGAAUCGCUCGCUACGUAUUUCGCAAUAACGCCAGUCCAAGACUCUGUGCUCUAGUACCUCACAUAAAACCUAAUUAUGAAUGUUUGUUCGUUGUCCAGUUGCCUUAUAUGGAAGACCUCAGACAGUUUUCAUUUGCUUCGUUGUCCCACCCAAAACUAGAGCCAUCAGAUGAACAAUUGACAGCUGUAGAUGAAUUAAUUAAUAACAUGGAAUUAGACGAUGAUUUUAAUACAAAGGAAAUCAAGAAUCCUCUCUUUCAGAGAACAUUUCAGUGUUUGGAGCACAGGUCUCUCAAUCCUGAUGAUCCUUUGCCACCUUUAGAACCAGCACUGGAAAGAUGUUUAAAUCCCAGUCCAGCUCUGUUGAGCCAAUGUUCCUCAUCUGUAUUGAAAGUAAAGAAAGUGUUUCCAUUGACAAGAAUUGAUGACAAAAAUAAAGACAAAACAGCAGUGACCAAUGUAUGGAAGAAGAGUACUGACAUUAAUUUAGAUGCUAAAGAUGGAGCAGAAGGUGACGACAAUGACUUGCCUUCUUCAAAACGUUCCAAAACUGACGAGACUGAUUUCAGCAUUGCCUCGCUAGCCAAGGGUGAAGUUAACGAGGUUGGCACUGUGGAUCCUGUUGGGGACUAUAAGAAAAUGAUUCAAAAUAACAGCGAUACUUUUGAUAAAGCCACUAAGCAGCUGGAAGAGGUUAUAUUCCGGUUAAUUAAAGGAUCGCUGGGCGACGUCAUGUACUCCAAAGCAAUGAACUGCAUUAGAACAAUGAGAGCUGAAGCCAUUCAAGCCUCAGCUCCAGCUGGUUUCAAUGAGUAUUUGAAAAGGUUGAAAGAGGAACUGAUUGGAACCCGCUACUCUUCAUUCUGGGACGAGAUGGUCAAAGAAAGCCUAUCCCUCAUAACGUCCAGCGAAUGUGACAAGAGCAACGUCAGUCAAGAACUGUCUGAUAAAUUUCUGAGUGAAGAUGUUGACACUGUGGCUCCUGUUGACAAUAAAGUUGAAGAGGAAGAAGAUGAAGAUUUGUUGGCAAUGAUGGACUGAUGCUUUAAUGGAUGCACUCAACAGCUAUUGCUUAAAGCUCUUUAUGUUUAACAAAUUUUAUUGAUUAUCAGUUUAUAGCUACUGAAUUGAUUUGAUGAAUGUAUCAUUGUGUCCAGAAAGUUUGAGCUGAUUUUGGCAAAGAAUUUACAAGUUAUGGCCACUUGAAAA